AUGCUGGUAGAGAUACGGGCAAAACCUUUCAACAUAACCAUCUUACAGGCGUACGCACCAACACAAGAUUAUUCUGACGACGAGAUCGAAGACUUCUAUGGAAAAAUAGAGAAUACCAUCAGACAAGUAAAAUCAAGGGAUGUACUUAUAGUCAUGGGAGAUUUCAACGCCAAAGUUGGCGGAUCACACCAACCACCCACAACAGACAAAUAUGGCCUAGGAGAACAAAAUGACAGGGGAGAAAGACUAAUACAAUUCUGCGAGGAGCACAAUCUAGUUAUUGGGAAUACCUUUUUCCAACACCCACAAAGAAGAUUAUACACCGGGUCAAGUCCAGGAGACAUGUACCGGAACCAGAUAGACUUCAUCAUGAUCAGAGGCAGAUUUAAAAACAGCUUCAAACAGGUAAAGACAUACCCUGGAGCAGACAUCUACUCAGACCACAAGCCAGUAGUGGCGACAAUUGCAUUGAAAGUGAAGAAAACACAAAAUCCAAACUAUGGAACAAAGAAAUAUGAUCUAUCUACUCUUCAACAACCAGACAUGCGGCAUUCAUACGCAGUUGAGGUGCAGAACAGAUUUGAGACACUGCUAAAGGAAGACACCGAACAACAUGAAAGCGACGUAGACAGGAUAGAGGCACAAUGGAAAAACAUAAAAGAAAGUAUACAACAUGCCAACGAGGAAACUCUUCACCGGAAGGAAAGAAAGGCCAAGCAUCCAUGGAUGACGGAUCAUAUCCUAAAACUCAUGACCGAAAGGAAAAAGAAGAAAAACACAGCGGAAUAUCACUCAAUUAACAAACAGAUUCAGAAAGAGUGCCGAAAGAGAAAGGAGGCAUGGCUACAAAGGAAAUGCGAGGAGAUCGAAACCCUGGAUAGAAAACAUCAAACAAAAGAAAUGUAUGACAGGAUCAAAGAGCUGACAAACACAAAACCAACAAACAAAGGAACUGGCUGCAUAAGAAGUAAAGAGGGAAGCAUCAUCUUUGACCAACAAGAAAUAUCAAGCAGAUGGGUUGAAUAUGUGACUGAGCUGUUCGGUGAUGAGAGAGAACCAAAACCCACCAUCAAUAAUGAGGAUGGCCCACCGAUCCUCCUACAGGAGGUCAAAUAUGCCAUAAAUCAACUCAGAUGUGGAAAAGCUCCUGGACCUGACAGCAUCACUGCUGAGAUGCUAAAAGCACUUGAGAAAGAAAGUCUAGAAACAUUUACAGAACUGUGUAAAAACAUCUACAAUACGGUCCAUAUCCCAGAAGACUUUAGACAAUCAAUUUUUGUGACAAUCCCGAAGAAAAUGAAAGACAUGGACAAGGGAUGA
Molecule: messenger RNA, 1320 nt
Organism: Patiria miniata (bat star)
Lineage: Eukaryota; Metazoa; Echinodermata; Asteroidea; Valvatida; Asterinidae
Exons: 1
Coding region: 1-1320 (439 amino acids)
Molecular function (GO): catalytic activity
Source: RefSeq, a predicted model, not a curated record